UCAAGCACGCACUCUCUCAGCGCUGUCAGUCUCGUGAAAGCAACGCAGAAGACUGGACUCAACGGAGAAUCCGCUGAAGCAAUAAAAUAAUGUAACUGCUCGCCAUUUAAACUGGAAACUGGAGUUACUGGCUUUCUCGAGUGACAAGGACAGAGCAUACAUCUCCCUUCAAUCCAUGACCCAAACGAAGUAUUUACAACGAACAUGGUGAGUGGCCUUUCACGCAGCCUGUGAAUAUGGACUAGUUUAAGCGGAGUCUUGUACCUACGCGCAGUCUGUGGUGCAGAGCAGACCUGCCAGCGACAUGUCCCAGGCUCAGGUGGACAUGGCCGGACUCGGCUUCCCCCCGUUCCCCCCGACCCGGGACACGACGGACUCUUUAAACUCUUUCUUUCCCGCUCGCCUGCCGCCCAGGCGGCGGAGACACUCGGCUAGUUCGCGCAGAAGCAGCGGCUACCGGAGGAGCAAAGCCGCCGUCGAGAGCGCAGCAGCCGGCCAGCUCAGCAAAACGCUCUCGUGGUCCGCCGACAACAUCUGCGAGGAUAAGAAGGAGCGCAAGCCGCUCACGAGCUCCAGUUCCACCUCGAAUUCGAAUUCGAAUUCAGCCUCGACCUCGACCUCGAAUUCAAACUCUAACUCGAAUUCGAGCUCGAACUCCAACUCAAACCUGAAUUUGAAUUCAAACUCUAAUUCGACUCCGAACUCUAGGGAUUCCCAGUCUGCGAGCGCGAGGGCACCGGAGGACGGCAGCACGGAUUCUGAGGAGGGCAGGAGGAGCAGCAGGAGGAAGGAGGAGGCGUGUGAGAGCGAGCGGGAGCGCGAGAAGGAGGAUGAGGUGGAGACCAAGGCAGUGGCAACAUCACCGGACGGUCGCUUCCUCAAGUUCAACGUGGAGAUCGGACGCGGCUCGUUCAAGACCGUGUACAAGGGCCUGGACACGGAGACCACGGUGGAGGUGGCGUGGUGUGAGCUGCAGACACGGAGGCUGACCAAGGCAGAGCGGCAACGCUUCAGUGAGGAGGUGGAGAUGCUGAAGGGGUUGCAGCAUCCCAACAUUGUCCGCUUCUAUGAUUCCUGGAAGUCCACUGUCAAAGGCCACAAAUGCAUUAUCCUCGUUACUGAGCUCAUGACGUCAGGAACCCUCAAGACAUACUUAAAAAGAUUUAAAGAGAUGAAGCUGAAGCUUCUCCAACGCUGGAGUCACCAGAUCCUGAAAGGCCUUCACUUCCUGCACACACGAGCCCCACCAAUCAUCCACCGAGACCUCAAGUGUGACAACAUCUUCAUAACAGGUCCCACUGGCUCGGUCAAGAUUGGCGAUUUAGGUCUGGCUACACUCAAGAGUGCCUCUUUUGCCAAAAGUGUCAUAGGCACCCCUGAAUUCAUGGCUCCAGAGAUGUAUGAGGAAAAGUAUGACGAGGCAGUGGAUGUAUAUGCCUUCGGGAUGUGUAUCCUGGAGAUGACCACAUCCGAAUACCCCUAUUCAGAGUGCCAAAACGCAGCCCAAAUCUAUCGGAAAGUCACCAGCGGCAUGAAGCCAGACAGCUUUUUCAAAGUGAGAGUGCCUGAGCUGAAGGAGAUCAUAGAGGGCUGCAUCCGCAUGAACAAGGCCGAAAGGUACACAAUACAGGACCUGUUAGAACACCCCUUCUUCCAGGAGAAUAAUGGUGUCCAUGUGGAGCUGGCUGAGGAGGAUGACAUGGUGAAGUCUGGGCUGAAGCUCUGGCUCCGGAUGGACGACACCAAGAAGCUCCACGGCAAGUACAAGGACAACAACGCCAUUGAGUUCCUGUUUGAACUCUACAAGGAUGUGCCAGAGGAAGUGGCACAGGAGAUGGUGGUGCUUGGCUUUGUCUGCGAUGCUGACUACAAACUGGUGGCCAAAGCCAUCCGUGACCGUGUCACUGCCAUCAAACGCCAGCGAGAGAAACUCCGACGGCUGGCUGAGGAGCAGCAGAGGAGACAGAAGGAGGAGGUGAUUGAGGAGGAACCCGAGCCCGUACCCGAGACAGAACCUCCUGCCCCCAAUCCACCACCUCUGGAGCCCCAGCCCUCACCCCAGAUCCCUGUAUCCACUUCAGCCCAAACACCUCCCACCGUGACUGUCUCUGGCCCAGUACCGUCUACAACAAAUAGUUCUAUGGACUCUGGAAUUAACGCCAGCUUCACCACAGAGCCGGAGGACCCAGAAGCAGAGCAGCAGCAGCACUACAACAUCCGCCAUGCCAGCUACUCCUCAGCUACGUCGGACGGUGAGACAGACGGCUACCUCAGCUCCUCUGGACUUCAAGAUGCAUCAGAAGGCCCCUCCCCCAUGAUAAGCUCCACCUCCUCACCCACAGCAGUAGCCAGUGAGACAGCACAAAUCGAAGUCCCAGCUGCUGAAACUGCACCUACAGAAGCUCUAUCUGUUCAGACUAUACCAGUCCCAGCCCUCCGCUUCCCCUCGAGCAUUGCUGUGUCCCAAAAUACUGAGCGAGUCCAAUCUAGUGGUGCCAGUGGUUUCUCUUCUCCGGUCGACAGUUAUGCCUCUGAUGUUACAUCUGGCUUGAGUGAUGGUAAUGAGGGUCUAUCAGAAAUGAGCCCCAAAGGUCCCAACAAACGCACAGGAAGUAAAUUGCUGAGGAAAAGAGCUCGCUCCCGACUCCGAAUCACAGGGCUGUCAGACAAAGUGGACAGGGUGGUGGAGUGUCAGCUUCAAACACACAACAGUAAGAUGGUGACAUUCAAAUUCGAUCUUGAUGGUGACAACCCAGAGGACAUUGCUGCGGUCAUGGCAAACAAUGAGUUCAUCUUGCCAGCAGAGAAGGAGGGUUUUCUCCACCGUAUGAGGGACAUCAUCCGCCGAGCUGAGGCCCUGAUGAGGAGGGAGCCACUGGGGCCGCUGGAGUCCGGGGAGUCCACUUGCCUGCCCUACCUGAGCGGAGCUGGAACGCUAUCAGCCUCCCAACCCAACCUGCACACACAGGGACUGUCACGCACACACUCCUCCUCAUCCCUACCAGAUUACACUGCAGCCAGUGUGGGUCAGGUGACCCAGGGUUCCUCUCCUGGAGUGAGCGGAGACUAUUACCUUGAUCCCGAUGCAGCUGUUCCAGUGCGUCCACUCCGCUCGCAGUCUUUCCACACCUCAGAUUACACAGCAGCAAAUCCAGGCCAGGUGCCCCGUGGCUCCUCUCCUGCAUUUGGGGGAGAUCUCUACCUCGACCCUGAUGCAGGACCACCUGUCCGCCCACUUCGCUCUCAAUCCUUCCACACCUCAGGCUCGUCCCAGCCCUACCGUCCACCUGCCUCUCAAUAUCCACAAUAUCCCAAUCCAGACUCUCUGCCUGUUCUGCUUCCUAACCAGUUACCUGCCAUGCCCCCUCAGUUCCCCAAUCCACCAUAUAUGCCAAACUCCCCCUACCCCUACCCAUACCUUGUCAAUACAACGCCCCUCAAAACCUCAAUUAGCACUCCUCCACUCACCCGAAACCCCAGCAGUUCCAACCAUGCCCCUUAUCCCUCUCCUACUCCUCCAGCCCAGCAAGCAGGUGACAUGGCUCCAACUGACAGUGGUCCUCUGACAUCUCCUGCUGCCCACACUGUGCCUCCAAACGCUCCCACUCCAGGCAUGUGGUCAGCUCAGCAACCUCUCUUGUCCCUGGCCAAUGUGCUGUCACUGGCCAUGAGUGUGGCGCAGUCCUUCAUGCCUCCCACUUCCAUGCCCAGCAAUCUGCCCCAGGGGUACCUCCCCACAAUGGCACAUCAGCCAGGCUACGCACCCAUGUUUGGCACCCAGCAUCCAGCCAUGGGGCAAAAGGAAGCUCCUUAUAGCCAGGGAGGGCCUCUAGCAGGGCACUAUGUGGAUACAUACCAGCAUCGUGAAAGUAAUACACAAGUUCCAGCCCCCAGGCUGGAUCCACAUGAGGAUAGCCAAGGUCGAGCUGCAAACCUGAGCUCAUCUGGUGGAAUACAAGCAAGCAUGCCACCUAGUGCUGCAGUGGUCAGAGGGUUACCCACAGAGGUCAAACAGCCUGUCCCGAGCAGCGCAAAUCCAACUGCAGGAUCCCGGAUGAGCCCCCAAUUGGAGGUCCGUGCAGGGCCCAAAGAGAAACAUCAACAACAAACAGAAAGCUCUUUGCCCUAUAGCUCCACCAACAGCUCUCCUGAGUCCUCCACUUCAGCCAGCCCACAGAAUACAGUGUCUGCAGCCGGCUUCAGAACCUCCUCCACUCUGAGUGUGUCUGAGGUUGCUACCAGCGCAGCCAAAGUGAGACUGUCCCCUAUAACUGAAGAGAAAAAACCUGCCAUCACAGUGGGACGUUUCCAGGUCACUCCCAGCGUCGAGAUCGACACACCUACAACUCCACCGCCCUGCUCCCAAACACCUUCACUGGACACAACCCCCUCCAACAAUAGUCAAUCAGAGAGCAACACUGAGGAGGAGAAGGAGGAGGGGGGUGAAUCAGAGUCCAGCCUUAACACGGUCACUGUGUCUCCACCUAACAAACCACCUUCCGAGCAAUUUAACGACUCCAGCAGCGGCACCCCCUGCUCCCCUGGAAGACCAGGGAACAUGGGGAGUAUGGAGGCAGAGGAGGACGGGGGAGGUGAAGAGGACACCACGGAAGGAGAGGCGAGGCAAAGGAGGAUAAGCCUGAGCCUCUGGGAUGGUUUGACUGGGGGUCCUCAGAUCGGAAAUGUGAACCAACCAUGGAUGAGCUACACGCGCAGCACCUCGUACGCCAGCAGUGAUGAGACAGAGAGCGAGGAUGAGGACAUGUGGGAGGAGCUUCAGGAGCUGCGAGACAGGCACCUGUCUGAGGUGCAGGCUCUACAGGCCUCUCAGAAGCAGGAGAUCGAGGAGCUGUAUGAGCGGAUGGGGAAGGUUCCUCCUCCAGGUAUCGUGUCUCCGGCGGCCAUGCUGUCCAGCCGCCAGCGCCGCCUCUCCAAGAGUGGUGGAUACCCCUCCACCUCUCGCAGGAACAGCCUACAGAGACUCGACAUACUGCCCCCUACAGGUAUAAUGAGGAAUAACUCAGUAAGUGGCAGCAGCAGUGGCUCUCAGGAGCGAGCAGCUAAGGGUGUGACCUUCGCUUCUGACUAUGCCAGAGUGUGAUCUCACAGAAACCCUCCUGUGUUUUCUUGCCUUCCUCAACUGCCCCAGAUGGCCUUCUCCUGGUUAAUAUUGCUACAAACUGUCAGACCUGUUUCGCACAUACUACCUCUGUUUGGCAUUGCUUCCUGUUUUGGCAGCCAUGUGAACAGGCUGUGUUCACACAGCUUGCACCUUGUGUCCCAAUCAUGGAGCAGAAUGCUGAUCACAGGCACCACUUUUUUUGUCAUCUGCAAAAUACACAGAAAUGAAUUCUGAAAACAAAAGUAAGAAAAGCAAAAAAACAGAACUACAUUUCUAUAAUUCAUGACUGUAGUGGUGAACCGUGACUGCUAGAGUUCAUGCCGUAAAUGUCCACUGAAAACAAUGAAAAAACACCUGUACAAUAAUGCAAGUUUCCCUAUGAGAUUUGAGUAAUAUGUUAGCGCUAAGCUAGCAGCAGGUUGCAUGUACUUUACUUGGCAUUCCAUGUUUUAUCUGAAGCUUGUAACAGACAUUAACAUAUAUUCUACCUGGUGUGUAGACGUUUGGUAGUAUCUGCAUUAUGAAGAGCCCUGGUGUAGAGCGGCUGCUGCUGGUGUCUGUUCUUAACGACUGACUGACACCCACUGGUCAGGCUACAGUUAAUUGCAGUCAGUGACAGAUCUAGGAAAUCUAGAAGGUCUAGAUUCUAGAAUGACGUUCUUUCUCAUAAAAUUUGUCCCAUCUACUGGAAAUCACAACAGGAUUGGUUGAUUCCACUGUCUGUAGUACUGUUCUGCAGUAAAUGCUGUAUAUGUGUAUGGCUAACACGUGUGAGCUGUAGCAGUCACUGCCACAUCAUUCGUGUCCUGCAGAGGUAGUCUGUGCGAAACAGGCCUCAGAGUGUGUGAUUUUCGUGGGGCAUCAGCUUGGUCAACAGACAAUGGUGGUACUUGCCAGCCUAGUGAGAUUUCAGUGGAGUGAAUAUCAUUAAGCAGCUUGCUUUCACCUGAUCUUAACCUUAAGCUUGAUUAAAAAAGACCUAACUGGUCACAGAUCUGCAAAAUAAGAAAAUGUUUUUGUUGUGUGCCUGUUUGUCCAGAGCAAUGGAGCCCCCUGCUGGUGUGGACUGAGGUGCAACUCAGUAUAACUGGUGGUUUUUCCAUUGAUUGCCCUUUUUGAAUCAUAAUGAUAACAUUACAUUUUUCUGCACGUUAUCAUGUUUUACCAUAAUAAUGAACAAAUUAAUUAAUUAACAUUAAUUUCUUUUAUCUGCCAAUUAGAAUUUUUGUUAUUUAUUUUAUGGAUCAUAGAACAAAUGCAUCUUCAGCUUUGCGAUUGUUUUGCACAUUUGAAAUUGCACGAAGCAAAUCCAUUUAACUCUAACUACAGAUUUUCUUUUAUUCUUUUUAUUCACUUUCAUUAUUGAAGCAUUUGCCUCUCCUAAAUACAUCGUAUGCAUCAUAAAAACAUCAUAAAUUACAGUAAAACUAAGAAAAUGCCACUGAAAACUGAAAAAUAUUUUGCUGUUAUCAAAACCUCUUUUUUCAGUUUCAAAUACAUUUUUAAAAAUAUCUGUAUAUCUACAAUGCUAGCUGCUCUCUACAUGAUGAAUGGACCAAGAGAAAUUGUGAAAAAUGAUUUGGAAUAAAUAAGAACCGUUUCUCUGUUGCUCUAUAAUGUAAUAAUUUCAGACGUACCCGUUUUUCUCAUAACAGCAAUGAUAUACUAAUUAAAGCUGUAUGCAAAAGUUCGGGUGCCAGUGGUCUAAAUACAUUUUGUUAAUUUUCUAAGUGAAAAUAAGUUAAAUGCAUCGUCUACAGAGAACACACUUCUGCACCUUUUAUUGCACAAUUACUGUUUAGUUGCUGAAUUUAACAUACUGGAAGAAAUAAAAGCAUUAAAUGUGGCCUGUGCGAAGGUUAUAGUAUUAUAUUUUAUGGCAUUAUGUUUUAGGUUUUAAAUGUUAAACUCACAAAAGACACUAACAUUUCCUGAAAUGCCAAAUUUAAGUUCUUUUCACUUAGAAAAUCAAGGAUAGAUCCAGACAAAUAUGAUGCAUUGAUGUGAUUUCAGGUCAGAAACACAUUUUUAGCUGCCUUCUUUCUUACAUUAUAUGGCCAAAUGUUUGUGGACACCUGCUCAUUCAAUGUUUCUUCCAAAAUGAAGAGUAUUACAAAGAUCUUUGUUCAAUCUCUGCUGCACUAACUGUCUCUACUCUUCGGGGAAGGCUUUACAGUAACUGUUGGAAUGUGCUGUGAGUAAUUGAUUACAUUCAGCAGGAACACUGUUGAGAUCAGGUACUGAUGUUGGAUGAUCAGUUCUGGAUCACUCGAACUCAUCUCACAGGUAGUAGUUGGCGCUCCAUCACUCCACAGCUCAGGGGCGGGGGGCUUCAUACUGUGUGUGCAUUUGAACUCCUGUCUCAGCAGUAAGUUCACCUUAAUGCGGCUGAAUUCACUAACAAGAAGAUGUGUCCACAAACUUUUGGACAUGUAGUGUAUGAUCACCUUUAUUAGUCUAUUCUGCCACCUAUGUAUUGUUUCCAGGGCUGAUCGUUUUCUUGUAGAAUGUGAAAUGGAUAUUUUCUUACCACUCACUGAAGUGGUUUCCAUAUUCAUGAACUGACACAAUGCACUUUUCAGCAAGGCGUUCGCCUUUGCGUGCCACAGUCGCUCUGUAUAUAUAAGUGUGAUUUGAUGUAAAAUGCGAUGAACUGUGUAGUGGUUUUUUUUUGUCCCUUGCAUUUAUUUGAAUGCCUGUGCCUAUGCAGUAAGGUCAUGUUAAUGAAUGUGAUAAAGAAAAAAAUGUUGAAAUUGAAACUGUGAUAUUUGAACUAUUGAUGCCUUAAAGUAUCAAGGUUUGGAAAGAUUGCUUAAGACAUAAAUUGUAUUCUUUUAUGAAGCUUGCAGAUGUUUAUAAAAAUAUACAUAUAUUUAGAUAACGAGAGAUAAAAAAGCUGUAUUAUAUUAUGCUAAGAAACAGUGUCGUUCUGCCAUACAUACUUGUGCCUUUCGUUUUCUACCCUAAUGUUAUAAUUCCUGUUUCAGAAGUAAUGAUUGUAAAUAUUGAUAAUAAAAUGUGGAUUUAAACUA
Pygocentrus nattereri (red-bellied piranha) is the source of this 8154-nucleotide messenger RNA. RefSeq names its product WNK lysine deficient protein kinase 4b (gene wnk4b). Gene Ontology annotation, biological process: monoatomic ion homeostasis; negative regulation of sodium ion transport; positive regulation of potassium ion import across plasma membrane. The record is from RefSeq and is a predicted model, not a curated record. NCBI's taxonomy places the organism in Eukaryota, Metazoa, Chordata, Actinopteri, Characiformes, Serrasalmidae. Bases 305 to 5101 code for a protein of 1598 amino acids. The transcript is spliced from 23 exons. Gene Ontology annotation, cellular component: cytoplasm; cytosol. Gene Ontology annotation, molecular function: potassium channel inhibitor activity; chloride channel inhibitor activity; ATP binding.